This is a messenger RNA of Acanthoscelides obtectus, 1735 nucleotides long. Lineage: Eukaryota; Metazoa; Arthropoda; Insecta; Coleoptera; Chrysomelidae. The record is from the annotation of a GenBank genome assembly.
CUAAUAUCAGUCUUUAUUUUGGUGCAUUGUAUUUUCAUUAUUUCAGGAUUUUAAACACAUUCAUAGAAGCAAAAGGUGACAAUGAGGAAGAUAACCUCAAAGAAAAUGAUAGUGAUGGUGAACCUCCACGGAAAAGGUAUUAAGCUUUUAUUUUGAUUCUUCAAGUAUAGUCUGGUGGUAAUUAAACCUGAAGUAAAGAUUUGAUAAAAGAAUGAAAACAAAACCUAUUCGAUACUUCGGCGAUAUACGUUAUACUGAUUUGGAAAACCCACUUAAAAGGUCAAUUUGCUGGAAAGUCAUUCAAAACACGUAUAAGAAACAAACAAAGACAAUUGACUGUUUACGAGCCAAAUCAAGAAGACAAGCAAACAAAAUUUGGUCUCUUCAAGCAUUGACAAACCAUUUGAAGCGAAUGAAUACGAUAUCGGAGAAUGCUCAACACAAGCUUGAUGGCUCCAUUGCAGAAGACAUUUUCAACAAAAUUCAAAGAGGCCGAAAAAAAGAAAAAUAUAGUGCAGAACUGCGUCGUUUUGCGCUAACUUUACACUUUUAUUCAAAAAAGGCGUACAACUAUGUACGAACAAAUUUGAAUAAAAUAUUACCCCACACCAGUACCAUAACUAAGUGGUAUGCAACAGUUAAUGGGUCUCCUAGAUUUUUGACAGAGGCUUUACAAGCACUGAAAAUAAAAGUCACAGAAGCCAGAAACCAAAAAAAAAAGAUCCUCUGCAAUCUAGUUUUUGACGAAAUGUGCAUAAUGAAGAACGUAGAGUGGGAUGGGAAGCGAACGUACGGAUACGUGGACCUAGGCAUUGGUGAUGCAGGUGACACUGGAGACACUGUCGAAGAGGCAAGAGAGGCGCUAGUGUUCAUGCUAGUUGCACUGAAUUGUUCUUGGAAGAUACCAGUUGGCUAUUUUCUCAUUAAUGGACUCACUGGCGCAGAAAAAGCCAAUCUUUUAGAGUUUAGAGUUCGUCCACUCAUCAGGUGUCACAGUUACAUCAAUUACAUUUGAUGGAGCGCCCUCAAAUGUUGCGAUGUGCAACCUGUUGGGAGCAAAUUUUAACGUGGAAGGCGACUUCAAAUCUUACUUUUUGCACCCAAUCACAAAAGACCCUGUCUUUAUAUUUUUUGAUGCUUGCUAUAUGGUUAAAUUGAUAAGAAACUGCUUUGGGACAUUCAAAAUACUGACUGAUGGAAAUGAAGAAAAAAUCCAAUGGACCUUCUUAGAAAAGAUAGCUAAGUUGCAAGAAGAUACUGGAAUGCAUGCGGCAACAAAUUUGAGGAAAAAACAUCUCCAAAUGAGUGAAUGAAAAGAUGAAAGUUAAACUUGCCAUCCAGACUUUGAGCAAGAGCGUUGCAGAAGCAUUGGACUUUUUGAACAAAGAUCUGGCUAUGGCCGACUUCAAGGAUUCAGAAGCUACAGCAUAUUUUUGUAGAACAGUAAACAAUUUAUUUCAUGUUUUUAAUUCAAGGAAUAGGAUGUCAAAAAAACCUUAUGAGAAACCGUUGUCACCUGCUACUGAAUAAUAUUUCAAUUUCUUAGAAGAAGCGAAGGAUUAUUUGAAAUCGUUAAAAUUAGAAGACACUAAAGUUAUACUUUCUAGAAGAAAAUUAGGAUUUUUGGGAUUCAUAAUUUCAAUAAACAGUUUAAAGGGCCUGUAUGAAUAUAGAGUCAAAGAAACCAAAGAGCUGAAGUACCUUCUCACAUAUAAAUUAUCUCAAGAUCAUUUGG